Messenger RNA from Trichomycterus rosablanca, 762 nucleotides. Its product is annotated as artemin. The record is from RefSeq and is a predicted model, not a curated record. NCBI's taxonomy places the organism in Eukaryota, Metazoa, Chordata, Actinopteri, Siluriformes, Trichomycteridae. Bases 1 to 762 code for a protein of 253 amino acids. Gene Ontology annotation, molecular function: receptor tyrosine kinase binding; glial cell-derived neurotrophic factor receptor binding; growth factor activity. Gene Ontology annotation, biological process: peripheral nervous system development. The transcript is spliced from 4 exons.
AUGACUGUGGCUUCCUUAGGUGGUAAAAGGUGGAGGAGACUUCGGGUCAGACGACAAAUGCUCGCUAUGUUAUCAGCUGCUACUAAGGCCACGUUCCAGAGGAGAAACUGGAAGAUGGUUGUAUGGGUGCUUGUGUCUCUGCUACCCCUGGUGCUGGGAGACAGACCAGGAUUUCAGGAAGAUUCCAAGGAUGCAGAGGGUUUGAUUACUGCCAUAAUGGAAGAGCAGGCAUUUGAUUCUCUGCCAGAAGAAGAGGAUAUGGGAUAUGGAGACGACCAUUUUUUAUGGAAUAUCUAUGAGCCUUCUAUUUUGCUAGACGAGGAACGCCUAGGUCGUUGGGAGCGCUCGCCCCGUGCCUCUGAGACACCCGAUUCCCAGUCUAAGGGCUCACGGAAAAAAAGGAAGAAGAAGAAGAAAGAGAAGGAAAAAACCGAGGAUGGGCGUCGAGGCCAGAGCAGCCGCGACUGCCACCUAGAGAGGCGCGAAAUGCGUGUGAAGGACCUGGGCAUGGGCUACGACUCAGAAGAGAUCGUGCUCUUUAAGUUCUGCGUAGGCACGUGCGCAAGCGCCCGAGGGAACUACGACGCGGCGCUGCAAGCUCUGCUAACCAAUGGCAGUUUACCAAAACGCACUGCGCGCAAGAUCAGUGCUAGGCCCUGCUGCCGGCCCACUGAUUACGAGUCCGUCUCCUUCAUGGACACGUCCACGACGUGGAGGACCAUCGAGAAGGUCUCAGCUUCUGACUGCGAAUGCGUGGGCUGA